Molossus molossus (Pallas's mastiff bat) is the source of this 1793-nucleotide messenger RNA. It is a transcript of the gene TRMT2B, whose product is annotated as tRNA methyltransferase 2 homolog B. The transcript has 12 exons. The coding region runs from base 12 to 1499 and encodes 495 amino acids. The record is from RefSeq and is a predicted model, not a curated record. NCBI's taxonomy places the organism in Eukaryota, Metazoa, Chordata, Mammalia, Chiroptera, Molossidae. Gene Ontology annotation, molecular function: tRNA (uracil(54)-C5)-methyltransferase activity, S-adenosyl methionine-dependent. Gene Ontology annotation, biological process: RNA processing.
AGAAAGUCCCAAUGCACAACCUGAGAUGCUUCCUUUCCAGAGUGGGUCUCUUCUCCAAACCAGGACUGCUCCCCUGGUGUUCCAGAAAACCUCCAGGUUGGUCACAGCUUUUCUUGGACUCAGCAUGUAAGGGAACCUUCACUCACGUGACUGCCAAGAAGUGUCCAAGAAGACAGAAAAGUCACAAGAAACCAAGCUGUCUUGGACCAUUAGAUGGUUCCUGGCAAGAAAAGCUGGCCGAUGUUGUGACACCACUCUGGAGGCUGAGCUAUGAAGAACAGCUCAAGGUGAAAUUCAAAGCUCAGAAGAAAAUUUUACGAAGACUAGAGUCUUACCUCCAAACGUUCCAUGGAGUCAAAGUGACAGCAGCAGCAGCCAAAUUGGAGGGGUUCCAUUGUCUUCUCCAUCCUAUUAUACCCUCUCCUGUCAUCGAUGGCUACCGAAAUAAGUCCACUUUCUCUGUGAACCGAGGUCCAGAUGGCAAUCCAAAGACCGUGGGAUACUACCUGGGAACUUGGAGAGACAGAAACAUCGUCUGUAUACGGUCUAAUCAUCUGAAAAACAUCCCUGAGAAACACAGUCAAGUGGCCCAGUAUUAUGAAAUAUUUCUUCGACAGUCUGCAAUGGAGCCCUGCCUUCUGUUUCAUGAAGGUGGACACUGGCGUGAGCUCAUAGUCCGCACCAAUAGCCAAGGACACACAAUGGCCAUUGUUACUUUCCAUCCCCAGGAAUUAAGGCAGGAGGAGCUCUGUGUUCAGAAGGAGUCUAUAAAGGAGUUUUUCAUCAAAGGGCCAGGAGCAGUUUGUGACUUGACAUCACUUUACUUCCAGGAAAGCACCAGGACCCGUUGCAGCCAUCAGCAGUCCCCCUACCAGCUCCUGUUUGGGGAACCCCACAUCUUUGAAGAGCUCUUGGGCUUGAAGAUCCGCAUCUCUCCAGAUGCCUUUUUCCAGAUUAACACUGCUGGUGCAGAGAUGCUGUAUCGGACUGUGGGGAAGCUGAGUGGAGUGAAUUCUAACACCAUCCUCCUUGACAUCUGCUGUGGAACUGGUGUGAUUGGCCUCUCUCUGGCUCAGUAUACCUCUCAGGUCCUUGGGAUUGAGUUGGUGGAGCAGGCCAUAGAAGACGCCAGGUGGACUGCAGCCUUCAAUGGCAUCACCAACUGUGAAUUCUAUGCUGGUCGAGCAGAGAAGAUUUUGCCACAGCUGCUAAAGUCAAAGGAAAAUGAGCAGUUAAUUGUUGCUGUGGUGAACCCAGCCCGGGCAGGACUGCAUUACCAGGUGGUUCAAGCUAUUCGAAACUGCAGGGCCAUUCGCACACUAGUUUUUAUUUCCUGCAAGCCUCUUGGUGAAACCACACGGAACAUCAUUGAGCUAUGCUGUCCCCCAAACUCUACUAAGAAGCUUCUCGGCGAGCCUUUUGUCCUGAGACAAGCUGUGCCUGUGGAUCUGUUCCCCCACACACCACACUGUGAGCUGGUGUUCCUCUUUACUCGAUAAGCAGCCUCCUACAAGAUGGUAGGCUCUUCAUUAAGGCUGAAGUUUCAUUAACUUCCAGGUUUGGCAUAUUGUUACAUUGCAGACCCGAGAGCAUUACCAGGGAAACCAACCAUUGGACCAUGAGCAGGAAGAAUAAAACAAGCCUUCCAAAGUGAACCAGAUUUAUGACCUCAGUUUUCAGGUUCCCUUGCUCUCAUGUGUGUUUAUUUGCUAUAACCACUCCGUGGCCCUGGACCUAGACUGUUCUUUCCUUUUGUUGUCAGCCUGUCGUGGCUCCCUCAGUCCUAGUUUAUA